GCUUCAAUCCUAGUGUAGACAGAUAAGCUAGUCCGGGUCUUAUCAUUGUAUAGACGUAUAUUCAUAUUUUCUGUCAAAAAGAUCAAAUAGAGAAUACCUGAAUACCAAAUUACUCUUCAGCUAUCUACAAGACACUACACAACGCACUAUGAAAAUCAUCACCAACGAAGAAAAACAAGCCCACAUCUCCCACAUCACCUCGGAAGGGUUGAAGGGGAUGUUCUAUGGAUCCAUCUUGUCGGUUGGACUCUUCUCGUACUUGAAAACAAGACAUACAGCCAGAUUCAAUGGAUUCAAUGCCUCUAUCAAGACCUGUAUCAUAACUAUGCCCACCGUCGCAGUGGGUGCCUUCUGGGCAGACCAGGGUUCCUGGGAAUUCGACAAAAAGAUGCAUUCGUCUGAAUACGAAGAGAAGAAGAUCUUGGAAGAGUUCAGACAAUGGAAUCAAUUGUCUACAUCAGACAGAGCCUUCACCGUCUUGAACGAUAACAAGUACAAGAUUAUCAUCUCCACAUGGGCUGCAUCGUUGUACGGCUCGUGGGUGUUGGUCAACAGAGACAAAAUCAUGACCACAGCUCAAAAGGCUGUCCAGGCCAGAAUGUAUGCCCAGGGAAUUACCAUAAUCUUGUUGUUGAGUACCAUCUUGUUGGCAAUGAAGGAAGAGGAAAUCAACAAGACAAGACCUCCUCCCAUUCCUGAAUGGAAGAAGGUUUUGUUAGAAAAGGAAGCUGAAGAACAACAGAUUCUUGCUAAUUUGAAAAAGAGAAAAGAAGAACAAGCAGCUGCAGCAGCUGCCGCAGCCGCCGCCGUCUCCACUGCUUCUUCCACACCAACCUCACCAGUUGCUAACAACUAGAGCUAACUACAGGUCCUAUAAAUCCUUGUAUAUAUUUUUCACCAGUUACAAUUGUUUUUUGCUGACACUAUUUAUUAAAGUCUGAGACUUUCCAUAUUAGAAUACAAUGAAUAGAACGUUAUUUAUCAU
Messenger RNA from Scheffersomyces stipitis CBS 6054, 985 nucleotides. RefSeq lists its product as uncharacterized. The transcript has a single exon. Gene Ontology annotation, biological process: mitochondrial respiratory chain complex IV assembly. The record is from RefSeq and is a predicted model, not a curated record. Gene Ontology annotation, cellular component: mitochondrial inner membrane. The coding region runs from base 149 to 856 and encodes 235 amino acids. Lineage: Eukaryota; Fungi; Ascomycota; Pichiomycetes; Serinales; Debaryomycetaceae.